Andrographis paniculata is the source of this 2084-nucleotide messenger RNA. RefSeq lists its product as uncharacterized. Bases 239 to 772 code for a protein of 177 amino acids. The transcript has 3 exons. Lineage: Eukaryota; Viridiplantae; Streptophyta; Magnoliopsida; Lamiales; Acanthaceae. The record is from RefSeq and is a predicted model, not a curated record.
CCUCUGCUCCGUCUCUGGAAAAAUUCUUCAUUACUCUUCUUUCCAUUGUUUCCCCCGGAGUUUUGCUUCCUCUAAAUUCCUUUGGCCCUAGGUCAUCCAAUUUUCUUUUGUUGCCGAUUGCUCGCUCCUAAACCGAUGCUACUGCUCUUCGUUUAUGUAAUGGCGAGCACUAUUUUUUUGAAAUCGUGUGUCGUCAAGGGUUCUUCUGAAGUCCCAUCCCGUCCGCCAACCGCCAAGAAUGCGAGGGAAAAAUCGUCCUUUACUGCUCAGCACGUCGGUCUGUCGGCGGUCCUUUCAUCUGAGCUCACGAAGAUUCACGGUCAUUGGGCUCUUCAACCUAACUCCGAAGAUGAAGAUCUUUCCGGAGUCGUUCCGGCCGAAGUCUUUGGACGAGGGGAAAUCAAGAAUGGAUGAAGCUACGGCAUGGCACUCGUAUGUUUAUAGAUCUAGUCCGGCCAUCCCGUCACUCUACCUAGUUGACCCGCGGACGACGACGGCCUAUAAUGGAUGGUGGCAUGCAAUGUGGGGGGUGAUUGAUUUUGAUACGUCACGAAGCUCUAUUGCUGACCUUACUAGUGAUAGUUCUGAGAGUAGAACAACUUCUGAUCCGAUACCCGCGCAAUCAGAGUUGGUUUCAGGACCGCCUGUUUUGGCUACGGCCUUGAGAUAUAAAAGGACCUUACAUCCGCUGCCGCUGCCGCUGCCACUGCCCCUGCUGUCAUGCCUAGUACAUGGAGAUCUGCUCGACUUUCCAUCCCGUUUGCUAUUCUGAAGUCAUAGUCUGCAGAACGGAAAAAACAUCAAGCUUCCCAGAUGUCAUCUGAUUAGGUAGUCAUGAUGGUUUGUUCCAUAGAGCUUUCAGAUCUGACCUAAUGUUGCAUUGAUUGUGGCAGGUUCCGUCGAAGAAGGAUACGGUACCUUCAUCUCCCGAGAUUUCCACGCCGUCUUUGGUUUCCACGGCUGCCUCACCUUCGUUGGCGCCUGCCAUGGAUUUGGAGACUUGAGAUGUUGUUGUUAAUCCUAUUCCCUAGUUGGGGGACUCACCAUUGCGCUCAAUUUCCCCGGCUGUCCCAAUUGAGGUAGAAGAAUACUUCGCCCGAGGUUUGCCCACCCCUUCGCGUUGAUCCCUGCCGCAAAGAACAUCUGUGGCACUGGGUAAGACUCUGUUGGGCAAGUAUUCUUUGUCUCUGCUUGAUGAUCAAGGAGCUUUUGAGUCAAUGCAAUUAUCAGUCCUAGUUGCAGCGGCACGUGAAGGCUUAGAUUCUUCCAGAAAGUGUUGGUUAGAGCAUUGGCGGUUAGGUUAGGCAAAGUGGCAGACCGUCUUCAAUUUUGCCGAGCCCUCCACAAAGUCACCAGUGAAAAGUUAUGAGAGUUGGCUUCAUUUGAAGAACGAAGGAAGGCCUAUGCUGAGUUUUACGAGAAGGAGAGGCGCAAGGCAGAGGAGGAAAAAUCCUAUAUUGACGGCCUUCGGAAAGAACAGAUUUUCCUCCAAGCCGAAAUGGAACAAAUUCAAGCGCGAUUGAAUGGGAUCCCCCCGGAAAUUGAGAGAGCAUCCGAAAGCCUGGUUGAAAGGGCUGCCCGCCGCCUUGAGUUGUAUGAUUUAACGCGGGCUGUCAAUGGUCCUUUGUUGGCGUUGGCUGGGUGUCGGACGAUGUUGCAGCAAAAUUUCGGUCGGGCGGAAUGGAGCCUAGUCGAACUUAGGCAGCCCUAGGUUGGCGUCAUAACCGAUUGGACCGCUCUUCAUCCCGUGAGUCCGGAUGCUGCCGACGGCCAGGAGCUUCCAGGGAAGCUGCCUUCUGGUUUGGUGUCUCGCAUUCUCACGACUAUCCAAAACCUACCGUCGUUGGGAUGUCUUUGGCCGGGAAUAGCUCCUUACAUGAUAUCCAAGUGGAUCAGGGUGACAACUGAUCUUGUCUAGCAGCUUUCCUUUAUUUUAUUUUCUUUUAUCACUGAUAUCUCACGCUGCUAUAAUGUCUUUUGAACCAGUCUUUGUAGGCAAAACUUGACAUAUAUCAGCACUGGUCCUUCUUUUGAAUGUUUUUCUUGUUUGUGUGUCCUUCUAUAUAAAUGACGAAUAUACCUAU